Parus major (Great Tit) is the source of this 4240-nucleotide messenger RNA. It is a transcript of the gene R3HCC1L, whose product is annotated as R3H domain and coiled-coil containing 1 like. The record is from RefSeq and is a predicted model, not a curated record. NCBI's taxonomy places the organism in Eukaryota, Metazoa, Chordata, Aves, Passeriformes, Paridae. The transcript has 7 exons. The coding region runs from base 1910 to 3883 and encodes 657 amino acids. Gene Ontology annotation, molecular function: nucleic acid binding.
GGCGCUGCCCCGCUCUCCCUCACCCUACUGUCCCAGUCCUGAUCCUUCCUCCCUGUCCCGCCCUGAUCCUUAUCCCCUGUCCCAGCCCUGUCCCCCAUCCCUUCUCCCAGCCCUGUCCCUCACGCCCGGUCCCAGCCCCGAUCCCCACCUGAGGUCCCAUCUCCCCAGUGCACUGCAGGCAGCCCCCGGGAUGCCCGGGAAACAUGGCCCAUUGCAGACCCCAUAACUCUCCCCGCUGUGCAGUCACAGGGCGGUGUGUCAGCCCUUGGGUGCAGGGGCAGUUCCAGGGAUUCCUGGAUGCUUGGUGCGCAAGUCUGCCUUGCUUUAUAUAACAGGUGUCUGGUGCUCACAAGUGCUGGGCACUGUUCUUCAUGGUUGCCUGCAAGCCCCUGGCAUCCUCAUCUAUCCUUCACAUCACCUGCGAGUUCUGUGUGCUGCCUGCUGUGGGGCUGUCACAGCCCUAGAGUGGCCCAUGGCCUGAUGCUGGUGACCAGAUACGUCUCUUGCACAUUUUGGGGUGGUUACCCCAGUCACUUGCUUUCUGGUGUAAGUGCACUAUAGAGCUCUGGGCCUUGCUUUUCAGGCUGCUCCUGCUCCCCAGGUAGCUGAUUUGGGUUAUUUUACCUUCAUUUUCCCAGGCAGGGUCUUGCUUUGUGUCCUGCUUACAUUUAUUGGAUCCUUUCAACAGUGUCUUCUCUGGAUGGUGUUUACAACAGCUCACUGCUCCAUAUCCUCUGCUAAUUUAAUGACAAUUCAUUAUACAAGUAAAAGUUGGAGAAAUGGCGUAAAACAAGACCCUGAAGUUCAGCUAAGUUGGUUCUUGCUUGCCUCAUCAAAAAGCUUUGCCCAAUGAUUCUUCUGAAAUAACUCCUCUGGGCAAACCAGUGUCCAUCAUUCAUUGUGUUGGUAUGCAGGCUCCUGUAACUGCCCGUUUAGUUCUGGACCAGGGAUAGGAACAGGGUUUAUCCUGUCCUCAGCUCUGGUUUUGUUCUUUCUUGCAGAGAAAAACAGUGCCUUGUUUGCUCUACCCAUCGCUAGGGCCCUGGUUUCUUGGCACUGUGUGUCAGCAGGUUAAUAGGUUCAUCAUCGCACUGGCCAGGCUGGCCAGGUGACUGUGUCUGUGUGGACAUGCUGUUUUUGCUUUUCCUGCAGCUGUUUUUGCAAGGCCUCUGCCUCAUUUGCAUUUUUCUGUUUAAAAACAGUGAUUUUUCCCUUUUGAGUCAUCUUUAUUUUUGAGCCAUCAUUAAUUUUCUCUCCCUCCUGGUUUAUUAAUAGACCUUUUCACUUUUGUGCUGAUUCUGCCUGGGUAUAUUUGUAAAGUCCUUUGUAUUCCCCUUAACAUUCUGGCUGUUAACUCCUUCUGCUGGUUUGUUGUCCCUUUCCUCUCCCCUGCCCCCCUGCAGCUGAGAGAGGACAUUAUUGACUUACAAAUCAUCUUCUUGUCUUGAAUGUUCCCCUUCUCUUGUUCCAGGUAUCUCCUAAGAGCAUCUAUUCCAGGUGUCUCCUAAGAGUACUGGAAGUGAAAGGCAUGAUUGAAAUCUCUCUCAGUGCCUUUGAUGCUUUUGCCACCUCCUCACAUAGCCGGUGUUUGCUGUGGCUGCUGGCGAGCUCUUUCUCCUGGCAGCAGGGGACAGGACAUCUUAAAGCCCACGGGGCUGUGGGCAGGAGUUGGAUGGAGUGCAGCUCUUUGCUCCUUGAAUGCUUUGCUUUCCUUUGCACCAGUGGCUGUGUUCAUGCCUUUGCUCUGUCUCCACCAGGUCCUUUCCUGGCCCCGUUGCCUGCUGCUGAGCCAGGUGGCCUAGGCUGGAGCUCUGCUGAGAGCAGGCGAGGUACAGGAUAACCAAAACCUCUGACAGUCCUUGCCUGGGCUGCCAGGGGCUGGUGCUGUGCAGUUGGCAGUGCUGGCACCAUGCAGCAGGAGGCGGAGGGCAGCCGGGUGCGCCGCAGGAAGCCCGACAUGGCCCUCUACGUGCCCAAAGCGCGGCGGGAGAGAGAGGCACAAGCGACAGGUGACCCACGGGCUGGGCACCGCCGGGAGCCUGAGAACCACCGCCUGGAGCCUGAGAACCACAGCCUGGUGCAGGACUCUGGCUGGGCCAGUGGCGAGGGGCAGAGGAGAAGCCCCCGUGCCAGAACACAGGCAGGCAGAGCGGCAAGGAGGGAGAACAAGGUGGAUGCCGGCCCAAAGGAGCUGCGGGCAGCCUCUGCCAGACACAGCCAUAGGACGAAAGGCAGCUGCCCUAUUGCACCGGAAAGCCUGGAGGCAUCAUCCAGCAUGUGUGAGCCAUGCACAGAUCCAGCUGUCGCUCAGCCCUGGGACAGGCACAACAAAGGAUCUCAUGAAGAACCUGGAGAGCUCAGCCAUGGCCACAGAAUGAUAAGGACUGAGCCUGACCCUCCAUCCCCACAGAGUGCCCAGGCUGGGGCUGUGAAGGCUACCCCUGAGCCUCAGGAUAACCCCACUAGCCCAACACCUGCUGCUAGCCGAGCACUGGUUUGUCAGACAGGCCAGAGUGGCAUGUUGGAGCACUUGGGGAACAGCACCCUAGUUCCAGCUGGGGACCUCUCCCAAAGCCUGGGAGAGGCUGUCCUGCAGUCAGCAGGGGUGGGCAACUCUGGCAGGGUGCCCCACUUGGUGGGGGAGACAGUGGGUCCAAAAGCCUGGGAGGUGGAGAGGGAGGAGGAGAGGUCUGUCCUGGCAGAGCAGAGCAAGGAUUGUGCCACUGGGGUGUGUGAGGAAGAGGAGACAUCGGGAGGCAGGGCUGAGCUUCCUGGGGAGAGCACCUUGUGUGCACCAGCAGCCAGCUGUGAACCUGUGUUCUUGAGGGGUAGCGUGGGCAAUGUUCCAGUACUCCCAGGGGGGAGCACUCCACAGCAGGGCAUGGGCAGUUCAUCCCAGCUCCCACCUGUCACAGAGGAGAGCACUGCUGGUGCUGGGGAUCCCACUGGGGAGAGUGGCCUGGUGCCUGCUGUAGAGGAAGCGGGCAGCACUUCUGCCUGCACAGAUAGCAGCGCUGAGGCUGAGAGCAGCUCGUGGGAGGGAGCACCUCUGGAAAGUUGUGAGCCCCCACUGCCCCUAGAACUGCUGUGCCGUGGCAUGGAGGGGAUCUCGCCUGCCUUCUGGACCAACGAGCUGGCAGGGCCAGAUGAGGAUGUGGGCUCACUGCAGAAGCACCAGGAGGCUGAGAAAGAAGAGGGAGGUCUCCACAGCAGCUCCCAUGAGGAAGGACAGACCAGUGCCAGUGCUGAAACCCUGGGCCAGACCAGCCCAGGUGCUGAGGAGAGCUGGGACGUGCUGUUCAAUGAUGAUGGAGACUGCCUGGACCCACGCCUGCUGGAGGAGCUCUCAGGGGGUGAGAAGCACCAGGAGAGCCGGCAGUCACCCCGCUUCAACUACUACGGGGCCGAACCUGCUGCGCCAGACAUCAGCGAUGAUGAGCUGCCUCAUGUCAUCGAGAUCUACGAUUUCCCCUCGGAUUUCCGCACCGAGGAUCUGAUGCGUGUCUUCUGCAGCUAUCAGAAAAAAGGCUUUGAUAUUAAGUGGGUGGAUGAUACGCAUGCCCUGGGCAUCUUCUCCAGCCCUAUAACAGCACGAGAUGCCCUCAGCACCAAGCACCUGAUGGUGAAGACACGCCCACUGUCCCAGGGCACCCGCGCCUCUAAGGCCAAAGCCAGGGCAUAUGCUGAGUACCUGCAGCCAGCCAAGGAGCGCCCUGAAACAUCGGCUGUCCUGGCCAGGCGGCUGGUGAUUGGUGCCCUGGGGGUACGGAGCAACCAGACACCAGCCCAGCGAGAUGCUGAGCGGAGGAAGCUGCAAGAAGCUCAGGAGAGGAAGCGCCUGGAGAACAAGCAGCGGGAGGAUGCCUGGGAGGGCCGGGACUGAGCCAGGAGGCUGCACUUUCAGCCCAUGUCCCUCUCUACAGGCAGGCAGAGCAGUCUGCGUCUCAGAGCUGGGACAGAUUCUGCACUGCGUCCAAAAGCACUGGGCUGCUUCACCAAAAGGGCUGAGCAGCACACGGGCUGGUUGGUGCUGUGGGGAUGCUGUUGCUGUCAGGCAGCACUGCCCACCCUGCCCAGAGCAGAACCCCCAAGGCUGCCAGCCAUAGCAGGAACAGCAGCAGGAUGCAGGGAGCUCAGCAGAGAGCAUGGGGGGCUGUGUGGGGCGGCCCUGGCCACCUGGCAGGGCCUUGUGAGUGAGAGUUUCUGUCCUUUAUUUUGCUAAUAAAUGCCAUUUAUUUUA